GCAAGGCCCCGGGCGGGCGGGGAGGAUAUGGGGUGGCAGUGGCGGCGGCGGCGGCUUCUGGAGGCGGGCGUGGACGAGCCGGCGGCCGCAGCAGCGGCGGUCCCCGGAGUCCUGUGAAGCGCCCCUGUCCGCGCGGCUGUGGGGCCCUCGGAGAGGGCUGCCAGGACGCGAGCCACUGAGGAGCCGCUCAGCCAGCGCCACAGCCUUUAGGAUUAUCGGUCCCAUCCUCGCGCUCCUGCUCCGGCUCCUCCAUCUUGGCGUCGGCAGUGGCGGCUGCCGGGAGGAUGUGCCGCCUUCUGACAGGGGGAAGAAGGAGGAGAAGAUGAAGAAGCACCGGCGGGCCUUGGCCCUGGUCUCCUGCCUCUUUCUGUGCUCUCUGGUCUGGCUUCCCAGCUGGCGUGUAUGUUGUAAAGAGAGUUCUUCAGCUUCAGCGUCAUCGUAUUACUCUCAAGAUGACAACUGUGCGCUAGAAAAUGAAGAUGUACAAUUCCCGAAAAAGGAUGAAAGAGAAGGACCUAUCAAUGCUGAAUCAUUGGGAAAAUCAGGUUCAAAUUUACCUGUUUCUCCAGAAGAACAUAAAUUAAAAGAUGACUCUAUUGUGGAUGUACAAAAUACAGAGUCAAAAAAGUUAAGUCCACCCGUGGUGGAGACACUCCCUACAGUUGAUUUGCAUGAAGAGUCUUCCAGUGCAGUUGUGGACAGUGAAACUGUUGAAAAUAUUUCCAGCUCAUCUACCUCAGAAAUCACUCCAAUCUCAAAGCUUGAUGAAAUAGAAAAAUCUGGUACUAUUCCUGUAGCCAAACCAAGUGAAACCGAGCAGUCUGAAACUGAUUGUGAUGUUGGUGAGGCCCUUGAUGCUAGUGCUCCAAUUGAACAACCUUCCUUUGUCAGUCCACCUGACAGCCUUGUUGGCCAGCAUAUAGAAAAUGUAUCAUCUUCACAUGGUAAAGGAAAGAUAACAAAAUCAGAAUUUGAAUCAAAAGUUUCAGCAAGUGAACAGGAUGGUGGUGAUCAAAAAUCUGCAUUGAAUGCUUCAGAUAAUGUAAAAAAUGAGAGCUCUGAUUAUACAAAACCAGGAGACAUUGACCCUACAUCUGUAACAAGUCCCAAAGAUCCGGAAGAUAUACCAACAUUUGAUGAAUGGAAGAAGAAAGUUAUGGAAGUAGAAAAAGAAAAAAGUCAGUCAAUGCAUCCAUCUUCUAAUGGAGGUUCACAUGCCACCAAAAAGGUCCAGAAAAAUCGAAAUAAUUAUGCCUCAGUAGAAUGCGGUGCCAAAAUUCUAGCAGCUAAUCCAGAAGCCAAGAGCACAUCUGCUAUUCUUAUAGAAAAUAUGGAUCUUUAUAUGUUGAAUCCUUGCAGCACUAAAAUUUGGUUUGUUAUUGAACUUUGUGAACCAAUUCAAGUAAAGCAGCUUGAUAUUGCAAAUUAUGAAUUAUUUUCUUCUACUCCUAAAGAUUUUCUGGUUUCUAUCAGUGACAGAUAUCCAACAAAUAAGUGGAUUAAGCUGGGUACUUUUCAUGGUAGAGAUGAGCGGAAUGUACAGAGUUUCCCUUUAGAUGAACAGAUGUAUGCAAAAUAUGUCAAGAUGUUCAUCAAGUACAUAAAGGUUGAGUUGGUAUCACAUUUUGGAUCAGAGCACUUUUGUCCAUUAAGCCUUAUAAGGGUAUUUGGCACUAGCAUGGUGGAAGAAUAUGAAGAAAUUGCUGAUUCCCAGUAUCACUCAGAACGCCAGGAACUAUUUGAUGAGGACUAUGAUUAUCCACUGGAUUAUAAUACUGGAGAGGAUAAAUCCUCAAAAAAUCUUCUUGGUUCUGCUACAAAUGCCAUUCUAAAUAUGGUGAAUAUUGCUGCUAAUAUUCUGGGAGCAAAAACUGAAGACCUGACAGAAGGAAAUAAAAGUAUAUCUGAGAAUGCCACUGCCACAGCUGCACCUAAAAUGCCUGAAUCAACUCCUGUUUCAACUCCUGUUCCAUCUCCUGCGUAUGUAACCACUGAAGUAGACACAAAUGACAUGGAGCUGUCAACACCAGAUACUCCAAAAGAGAGUCCCAUUGUACAAUUAGUUCAAGAGGAGGAAGAGGAGGCAAGUCCAUCUACAGUGACCCUUCUGGGCAGCGGUGAACAGGAAGAUGAAUCAUCACCCUGGUUUGAGUCAGAGACACAAAUAUUUUGCAGUGAACUGACCACAAUUUGUUGUAUUUCUAGUUUUUCGGAAUACAUAUAUAAAUGGUGUUCAGUUAGAGUUGCUCUUUAUUGGCAGCGCAGCAGAACUGCUUUGAGUAAAGGAAAAGAUUAUCUUGUGUCAGCUCAACCACCCUUACUACCUGCAGAAUCAGUAGAUAUUUCGGUAUUGCAACCUCUGAGUGGAGAAUUGGAAAAUAAGAAUAUAGAAAGGGAAGCUGAAACUGUUGUUGUUGGUGAUUUAAGUAGUAGUAUGCACCAAGAUGACUUGGUGAAUCACACUGUAGAUGCAGUUGAACUUGAACCAAGCCAUUCUCAAACUCUUUCUCAGUCUCUUCUUUUAGAUAUUACCCCAGAAAUCAAUCCCUUACCUAAAAUAGAAGUAUCUGAAUCUGUUGAAUAUGAGGCAGGACAUAUACCGUCACAAGUGAUUCCCCAAGAGAGUUCUGUUGAGAUUGAUAAUGAAGCAGAACAGAAGUCUGAGAGCUUUAGUUCUAUUGAGAAACCAUCUGUUACCUAUGAAACAAAUAAAGUUAAUGAGGUAGUGGAUAAUAUUAUAAAAGAAGAUGUGAACUCCAUGCAAAUUUUCACAAAGCUGUCUGAAACAAUAGUGCCACCAAUAAAUACAGCCACUGUACCCGACAAUGAAGAUGGGGAAGCCAAAAUGAAUGUAGCUGACACAGCAAAGCAAACUUUGAUUUCUGUUGUGGAUUCUUCUUCAUUACCUGAAGUAAAAGAAGAAGAACAGUCUCCAGAAGAUGCCCUUUUGAGAGGGUUACAGAGGACAGCUACAGAUUUUUAUGCUGAAUUGCAAAAUUCUACAGAUCUAGGAUAUGCUAAUGGAAAUCUUGUACAUGGAUCAAACCAAAAGGAGUCAGUAUUUAUGAGACUUAAUAAUCGUAUUAAAGCCUUAGAAGUUAACAUGUCUCUCAGUGGUCGCUAUCUGGAGGAGCUUAGCCAAAGGUACCGAAAACAAAUGGAAGAAAUGCAAAAGGCUUUCAAUAAAACAAUUGUAAAACUUCAGAAUACUUCAAGAAUAGCAGAGGAGCAGGAUCAGCGGCAAACUGAAGCCAUCCAGUUGCUACAGGCACAGCUGACCAACAUGACACAGCUUGUUUCAAAUUUAUCAGCAACAGUAGCAGAAUUGAAACGGGAGGUUUCAGAUCGACAGAGCUAUCUUGUCAUAUCUUUGGUUCUUUGUGUUGUCUUGGGACUGAUGCUUUGUAUGCAGCGUUGUCGAAACACUUCUCAAUUUGAUGGAGAUUAUAUUUCAAAACUUCCUAAAAGUAAUCAGUAUCCGAGCCCUAAAAGGUGCUUCUCUUCCUAUGAUGACAUGAAUUUGAAAAGAAGAACUUCAUUCCCGCUCAUGAGAUCCAAGUCUCUACAGUUAACUGGCAAAGAAGAAAGGGAUGUUUGAGAAAGUUCAACAGAUAUGGAAAACCUGAAUGUGCUCCCAUAGCAUCCUGUGCUUUUCUGCCUUCUCUUCUUAUACAGGUAGGACCCCUUUUGUCUCUAGUUUAGGACUAUGAGGCACUUUCUGAACAAAAAUCUGGUCUCUUUUUUUAGCCCCAGAACCUAUAAUUAGGUUCCAUUGUCUAAUGCUAAAUAAAUACUUACAUUUAAAUGACUGGAUGUGUACUGAGUGGAUAUUUUCCUAUUUCAGUAUCUUGUAAUUAAUGCUUAUUAAGAGAAUUAGGAAUUUGUUGUCAUACUAAUAUUAAAAUAACUAAAUUACAUAUUUAGGAGUGCUUUCUUAAUAAUCAUUGGUUGUAGGAUUUAGUAACUGAGUGGCAUGUUUCAAUUGAUUAAAUUAUUCAAGUAAUCAUUCCUGGGCUUCACUGGUUUAUUAUUAUCACAAAGUUUUACAGACUUAACCCAUUACAUGUGUGUUUACUUAAGGCUAGUAAAUCUCUUCUUCCUUCUUGCUUUUUUCUUUUUCUUUUGGUUGACAUGUCUUUUUAUAAGUGAAAUUUUUAAUUUAAGUAUUACAUACAAGAAAGUAUAAUUAUAUGUGAAACUUAAUGAAUUUUCACAAACUGAAUACAGCUGUGCAAAUAACACCUAAAUUAAGAAGUAGAACAUUAGCACCUCAAAAACUUACUUGUGCUCUUUUAGUCACUGCCCAUCCUUUCCCAAAAUAGCCAGUAUUUUGAUGUCUAACCAUUGUGAUAUUCACCAUGCCAUUGACUAUAGUCAUUUGUUUAGUUUUUUUCCUUACAGUAUUCCAUUAUAUACAUAUACUGUACAUCAUUCAUUUACAUUUAGAUUAUUUUCAUUUUGAGGUUGUUACAUACUUUUGGUAAACACCUGUGCAUUUCUGUUAGGUAUACACUGGAAAUGGGAUUGGUGGAUCAUAGGAUAUGUGUGUGUUCAGUUUUAGUAGAUACUGUCAUACGGUUUUCCACACUGUUUUAUGAAUUUUCCCUUCUAUCAGCUGCAUAUGAGACUUACAGUUACUCCAUAUUCUAAGACAUUCCUUAUAUGAGGUGUACCCGUGCAAUUAGAAAAUACAUUAGAUUUUUACUUCUCAGCAUUUCUAGUCUUGAGUGAAAUCAUGACUAUCUUACAAUUUCUCUUCUCUUUAUCCAAUUUUUUAGGGCCAAACAGAUUAGCUUUUUGCACCUGAUAAUAGAAUUACUUCUAUUUUAAACAACAGUGUCAUCUUGGUGUAUCUUUACCAGUAAAGAAAGUUGAGUAGAGUACGUAGGAGACUGACUUUAGUCCUGAUUCUACCAGUAGUUAAUUCAUUUAUUUCUUCUAUUGUUGGAUAAGUUUUCUUGUUAUGGCACUUAUCAUAGUAUGCUUUGAUUUUACCUAUUUUUACUUGUCUUAUUUUACCUCUAAGCUCUGUGGGAGAGACCGUGUCUUUUUCUUAUUGUGAUAAAAAUCACAUAAAAUUUAUCAUUUUAACAAUUUUUAAGUGCACAGUUCAUUAAGUAUAUUUACAUUGUUUUGAAACAGAUCUUCAGAAUGUUUUUGUCUUGCAAACCUUAACUGUGUCCAUUAACCAAUUCCCCUUUUCUCCUUUCCUCAGUUCCUGGCAACCACUAUUCUAUUUUCUGUUUCUGUGAAUUCAGCUACUUCAGAUACCCCAUAUAAGUGAACUCAUACAGUAUUUUUCUUUCUGUGAUUGGCUUGUUUCACUCAACAUAAUGUCCUCAAGGUUCAUCUGUAUUAUAGCAUGUGAUAGAAUUUUUUUCCUCUUAAAGGGUGAAUAAUAUUCAAUCUGUGGUAUUUAUAUACCUCAUUUCCUUUAUCCAUUCAUCUGUAAGUGGACAUUUGGAUUGCUUCCCCUCUUGGCUGUUGUGUGAGUAGUGCUGUUCAGGGGUAUACAAAUAUUUCUUUGCCCAUUUUUUAGUUGGAUUGUUUGAUUUUUUUGUUUUUAAGUUCAGGGAAUUCUUUAUAACCUCCAUUCUGGAUUAUAACCGUCAUUAGAUAAUAUGAUUUGCGAAUAUUUUCUUUCAUCCUUUAGGUUGCUUUUUCACUGUUUGAAUUGUGUCCUUGAAUGUACAAUUUUUAAGUCUGAUAAAGUCCCGUUUGUCUAUUGUGUUUUUGUUGUCUGUACUUUGGGGUCAUAUCCAAGAAAUCGUCAAGUUCAAGGUCAUGAAGCUUUUCCC
Molecule: messenger RNA, 5798 nt
Organism: Cercocebus atys (sooty mangabey)
Lineage: Eukaryota; Metazoa; Chordata; Mammalia; Primates; Cercopithecidae
Gene: SUCO
Product: SUN domain containing ossification factor
Exons: 23
Coding region: 323-3598 (1091 amino acids)
Biological process (GO): protein folding in endoplasmic reticulum; regulation of bone remodeling
Cellular component (GO): membrane; cytoplasm
Source: RefSeq, a predicted model, not a curated record